AUGCCACCAUCUCGCUGGGCGGACACGGAAGAGGACGCGGCCGAACACGCGCGACGGAAGGCUGAAAAGGAAGAGAAGAGACGUUUGAAAUUGGAGAAGCAGCGAAAGGCGGAGGAAGCACAGCGCGCAGCAGCAACACAAGCGGACGGAGAAACAGAGGAUGACGGGAGGCCUCACAAGAGACGCAGACUUUCACGGGAUGGUGCCAACGAGAUAGCGCCUACUGCGGAGCCCGAGUGGAAGCUGCUACGAUUCAACGCUCCAUCAUGGCAGCCAUGCCGAUCUGUAGAGCGAUUCGACCGGCUGAACCACAUUGAAGAGGGAAGCUAUGGGUUUGUGUCAAGAGCUCGAGAGGAGGCCACUGGGGAGAUAGUGGCAAUCAAGAAGCUGAAGAUGGAUCCCAUGAGAGAUGGAGGUUUUCCGGUCACCGCGCUUCGAGAGAUACAAUGCCUCAACGCGGCCAAGCAUCAGCAUAUAGUGGAUCUUCGAGAAGUCGUGACAGGCCAAGGGGAUGCCAGAGGAGACGUGUAUCUGGUCAUGGAAUUCUUAGAGCAUGAUCUCAAGACAUUGCAAGAAGAGAUGGAGGACCCAUUUCGACCAUCUGAAAUAAAGACUCUGCUGUUGCAACUGGGAAGCGCCGUCGGGUUUCUACACGACCACUGGAUCCUACAUCGAGAUCUCAAGACAAGCAACAUCCUCAUGAACAACCGCGGGGAAAUCAAGCUCGCAGACUUCGGCAUGGCGCGUUUCUACGGAGACACUCCACCGUCCAACCUCACUCAACUGGUCGUUACACUAUGGUACCGAUCUCCCGAAUUGCUCCUCGGCACUUCCACAUACGACUCAGCAAUCGACAUAUGGAGCAUUGGUUGUAUCUUCGGCGAGCUGCUAACCAAGAAUCCUUUGCUCCAGGGCAAGAACGAAGUAGAUCAGCUCAGUAAGGUGAGUUGCACACCCAGUCCUUCAACGGGGCUGGAAAGAUCAGAUGCGAGAUAUUUGUCCCCUUUAUUGACGUAUAUGCAGAUAUUCGAGCUAUGCGGAAUUCCGACAGAGGAGACUUGGCCUGGUUUCAAGAGACUUCCAAAUGCGCGUUCGCUACGUCUGCCCCCUGGUAAUAGGGGUGCUCAAGGGUCGAUUAUACGCUCCAAGUUCUCGACGUUAACGAAUGCUGGAGUGGGGUUGCUGAAUGACCUGCUGUCGCUGAAUCCUUCGAAGAGGCCGUCUGCGAAGGAGAUGCUUCAGCAUGAGUACUUUCAGGAAAAUCCGAGGCCGAAGCCGACUUCUAUGUUUCCGACUUUCCCGUCCAAGGCUGGACAAGAGAAGCGGAGAAGGCAUGCCAGUCCGAAUGCGCCUAUUCGUGGUGCAGCGCCUGGGUUGCAGGGUGAUGUGGAUUUCAGCUCCAUUUUCAAAGGACGGGAAGGAGAAGAGAAAGGUGGUGGAUUCCAGCUUAAGCUUGUUUAA
This is a messenger RNA of Lecanosticta acicola, 1461 nucleotides long. Lineage: Eukaryota; Fungi; Ascomycota; Dothideomycetes; Mycosphaerellales; Mycosphaerellaceae. The record is from the annotation of a GenBank genome assembly.